AUUGUGGAACCUUGAACUACAACAUUGCAGUGUGUCAAGAUCGCGGUGGGAGUUUAAACCGCGAAAUCGAAUCGCAGGAAGCACUAUUCCUUACGAAUUAUAAACAGGGCAAACUUCUCGUGUAGCUGUUCAGCAUACAUGUCUUUCUGUACUUUGAACGCCAGCGAGGAAUAGCGAUUUAAUCCACAUUCUAAUAUUUGCUGUGAUUUCGCAGCCACACUGCGAUAAACAUGUUAUAUAAGUUGUACGAUAGUUGCUACGCUUUUAACUUUAACGAAUAAGGGACGCUUAUUAAAAUUACGCGUACCACACUAGUACCAUUCUGAAAUGCUAUUGGUUUUGUCCAAUUCUCUGUUUGUCUCUUUUACUGGUUAGGCGAAAGUGUAAUAGGCAAUACUGUAUUCUUGUAAUGGGCGAUACUGUAUUCCAUUUACCUUAGUACAGAUUAACAUUCCAAUUGUCACUGUUUUCGUUUACUAUACGUUCGUGUAGCAAGCGAAACACAAUUUUCGCCCAAAUACAGCUCCACCUAUGAUACAAUUGGAAGAUUAAUUUCAGAUUUCCUACAACCAACAUUCUUAAUAUUUCAUUUGGUAGCAGUUGACACUGGGCACACUCUUACCAUCAACGUCAACAAAUAUGCCUCACUGCCAUGUUCAGACAUUAUUGGAUCAGCAUGUCAAUUCGCAUUGCAGAUUGUCAAAAAUAAUUCGUUUAUUAACUAAUUCUUCAGGUUUCUAUAAGGUGCAUAUUCUUGUAUCUUGUUCAUUCUGAACUGUACUGUUCAUUCUGGGAGAGAUCGUGAAAUCAAUUAAUACCGAUUCUGUUGAAGGAAGUGGCAUGUUAUUUGAACAGCUUCUCCCCCCUUCGUCUCCACACCGAUAUAAAUUGCAAAAUACUCUCGUACAUUUGUACCAGCGAAUAUUGCUUUUGAGGUGUGGCAUUACCGCUAGACAAAGAUAAAACAGCGACUGCACUCAGUGGCCGACUACCGAGGGAGAAGUGUGUUGGUGAUGGCAGGGAUGUUAUUUUUCACAUCGCGGAAUUUACCGCGAAGCGUUAGCAGAUUGACACAAAAAGUUUUGGAGAAUGAAUGGUCUCAGGUGACAUUCAAAACAAGAUCAUAUCACGGAUGCAUAUCAUGCUCAAGCCACACCUUAGUAAGACGACUUACAUCUGCACAAGCAGUAAAAUGGUUUAUGAAGAUGGAGAACUUACGUUCGUGCAACGUGUUUGUGAGAGACUUUAAAUCGUCUUCAUUUCUGUGUGAGGAAGUGAAGAUCGUCACUGUACCACCAUUUGCAGAAUCUGUUUCGGAAGGAGAUGUGAGGUGGGAGAAAGCUGUUGGAGAUGCUGUUUCAGAAGAUGAAGUAGUUUUGGAAAUAGAAACUGAUAAGACAUCAGUGCCUGUUCCUUCACCAGCGGCCGGUGUGAUAGAAGAGCGGUUUGUGGAAGAUGGAGCAACAGUUAAAGCAGGACAGAAGUUGUUUAAACUCAAAGUAACUGGUGCUGCUCCUGCAAAGCCGAAGGCAGAGGCGGCAGCCAAGGCUCCAUCAGCAGCUCCACAGCCAGCUGCAGCUGCUGCGGCUCCUCCUCCCCCACCACCGCCACCACCGCCUCCCUCCGCUGCUCCCAGUGCUCCAGCACCUAGUGCUCCUCCCACACCUCCACCACCAAAACCACAGGCACCAAUGAGUUCCAUUCCUGUGGCAGCCAUCAGACAUGCACAGGCCAUUGAGGCAGCCACUGUCAAAGUUCCUCCUUCUGAUCCUACGUCAGAGAUAUCGGGAACACGAACAGAACAAAGAGUCAAGAUGAACAGAAUGCGGCAACGCAUAGCACAACGUCUGAAGGAAGCACAGAAUGUUAAUGCUAUGCUAACAACAUUUAAUGAAAUUGAUAUGGGAAAUAUAAUGGAGUUCCGGAAACAACAUAUGGAGACUUUCCAGAAGAAGUAUGGCAUUAAGUUUGGUUUCAUGUCUGCUUUUGUAAAAGCGUCGGCAUAUGCUUUGCAAGAUCAGCCAGUGGUAAAUGCUGUGAUUGAUGGCAAUGAGAUUGUGUAUAGAGAUUAUGUUGACAUCUCUGUUGCUGUUGCUACACCAAAAGGGCUGGUAGUACCAGUUCUGCGAAAUGUUGAAUCAAUGAGCUAUGCUGACAUUGAGCUGGGGAUAGCUGCACUUGGUGAGAAAGCUCGAAAAGGAGCGCUUGCAGUGGAGGAUAUGGAUGGGGGGACCUUCACUAUUAGUAAUGGAGGUAUCUUCGGUUCUCUGCUGGGUACACCUAUUAUAAAUCCACCCCAGUCUGCUAUUUUGGGUAUGCAUGCUAUUGUGGAACGACCUGUUGCCAUCAAAGGACAGGUUGUUAUUCGACCCAUGAUGUAUGUUGCUUUGACAUAUGACCAUCGUCUCAUAGAUGGUCGUGAAGCUGUUUUGUUUCUACGGAAGAUAAAGGCAGCUGUGGAAGAUCCAAGAAUUAUGUUACUUAAUGUGUAAAUUAGUGGCACUUUCUGUUUUGUCCAUAAAUAUUUGAACAAAAAGUAAUAGGCAGCUAAGCCUAGCGUGACUCUUUGUCUGCUCAGCUACCAGUACCCUCACAACUAGUGUUUUAGAAUGGUGUAGCAGACUUUUCACAUUUGUUAGCAAAACUUAUAUCUGAAUUUGUUUUGCUAACAUACAAUUCCUGUGUCCAUAUUUUAUUAUUUAUAUAAUUGUUGUGCUGAUGUGGUGCUGAAUUAUUCAACUCUGCAACACUCAAGCAAAAGUGAAGAUGAAGCAUUGUAUUUAUUACCUUGUAUUACUGCACUUUAUUUUCAAAUGCCAAUCACGCUUUUGUAAUAAUGAAUCUGUAUUUAUUGUACAUUAAAGCAAGUGUGUGUGUGUGUGUGUGUGUGUGUGUGUGUGUGUGUUUUGGUUGAGAGAUGUUGGGAGAGCAAUUAGAGCAGACAAACAUGUAUAAAAGAAGUCAACAAAAUUAAAAUCUACUUACAAAUUUUUUGACAUUUUUUUUGUUUCAUCACAUGUAUCUGAGGAAGAUAAAUAAUUUUUUAACUCUCAACAUGCACUUUUCUACCCAUGUCACAUGUUCAGACUAUAUAGCACACAGUAAACAAAAGAUGAAAGAUAUGCUGUUCUUGUAAUACUUUUCUUUUAUGAGUUGAUAUACUAUGAUUGGCAUUAAUGAAGGAAUGUAACACACAAGUGCAAAUUUUCUGGAAGCAACCUGUUACAAACAUCAGGUUGUGCUCUAUUUGUAUAUAAAAAUUUAAUUAAAAUUGGUUUUGAGAAA
Messenger RNA from Schistocerca gregaria, 3285 nucleotides. Its product is annotated as dihydrolipoyllysine-residue succinyltransferase component of 2-oxoglutarate dehydrogenase complex, mitochondrial. The record is from RefSeq and is a predicted model, not a curated record. The transcript is spliced from 10 exons. Gene Ontology annotation, biological process: tricarboxylic acid cycle. Lineage: Eukaryota; Metazoa; Arthropoda; Insecta; Orthoptera; Acrididae. Bases 1014 to 2492 code for a protein of 492 amino acids. Gene Ontology annotation, cellular component: oxoglutarate dehydrogenase complex. Gene Ontology annotation, molecular function: dihydrolipoyllysine-residue succinyltransferase activity.